GCGAGGGCGGCUGUGCGCGAGGGCGGCUGUGCGCGAGGGCGGCUGUGCGGCGGCGCGCGAGGGCGGCUGUGCGCGAGGGCGGCUGUGCGGCGGCGCGCGAGGGCGGCUGUGCGCGAGGGCGGCGGCGCGCGAGGGCGGCUGUGCGCGAGGGCGGCUGUGCGCGAGGGCGGCGGUGCGGCGGCGCGCGGGCAGCGGCGGGGGGAUGUUCAGCUGGCUGGGGAAGCAGGGCGGCGGGCGGGAGCGCGGCGGCGGCGGCGAUGUGGUGCAGACAGUGACCGGAGGGCUGCGGGACCUCUACCUCCGCAAGCUGCUGCCGCUGGAGGAGCACUACCGCUUCCAUGACUUCCACUCGCCCGCCCUGGAGGAGGCCGACUUCGAGAACAAGCCCAUGGUGCUGUUGGUGGGGCAGUACAGCACCGGCAAGACGACUUUCAUCCGAUACCUGCUUGAACAAGACUUCCCAGGCAUGCGGAUUGGACCAGAGCCUACCACGGAUUCUUUUAUUGCUGUGAUGUAUGGAGAUUCAGAAGGAAGCGUUCCUGGAAAUGCUCUAGUUGUUGAUCCUAAGAAGCCAUUCCGGAAACUCAGCCGCUUUGGAAAUGCUUUCCUGAACAGGUUCAUGUGUUCUCAGUUACCCAACCAGGUACUGAAGAGCAUCAGCAUCAUCGACAGCCCUGGCAUUCUCUCUGGAGAGAAGCAGCGGAUAAGCAGAGGCUACGACUUCUGUCAAGUCCUCCAGUGGUUUGCUGAGAGAGUCGACCGCAUCAUCCUCCUUUUUGAUGCCCAUAAGCUGGAUAUAUCUGAUGAGUUUUCAGAGGCUAUUAAGUCAUUCCGGGGCCAGGAUGACAAGAUUCGAGUGGUGCUUAAUAAGGCCGACCAAGUGGACACACAGCAGCUGAUGAGGGUCUACGGUGCACUCAUGUGGUCCCUGGGAAAGGUGAUCAACACUCCAGAGGUGCUGCGGGUUUACAUUGGCUCCUUCUGGGCCCAUCCUCUCCAGAACACAGAGAAUCGAAGACUCUUUGAAGCCGAGGCACAGGAUCUCUUCAAGGAUAUUCAGAGUCUCCCGCAAAAGGCUGCUGUGCGGAAACUUAAUGAUCUCAUUAAGAGAGCAAGACUUGCAAAGGUUCAUGCUUAUAUAAUCAGCUAUCUGAAAAAAGAAAUGCCCUCUGUGUUUGGAAAAGAGAACAAGAAGAAGGAGCUCAUCAGCAGAUUACCAGAGAUCUACAUCCAGCUGCAAAGGGAAUACCAUAUCUCAGCAGGAGACUUCCCUGAAGUCAAGAAAAUGCAGGAGCUGUUGGAGACUUGUGACUUCACUAAAUUUCAUUCUUUGAAACCAAAGUUAAUUGAAGCUGUAGACAACAUGCUGGCCAACAAAAUUGCCUCCUUGAUGAGCCUGAUCAGACAGGAAGAGAGCAAUAUGCCCACAGAGGUGGUACAUGGUGGAGCAUUUGAUGGCACCAUGGCAGGACCUUUUGGCCACGGAUAUGGAGAAGGUGCUAAGGAAGGAGCUGAUGAAGACGAAUGGGUUGUUGCCAAAGACAAACCUGCUUAUGAUGAGAUUUUCUACACUCUGUCACCGAUCAAUGGCAAAAUAUCUGGGAUUAGUGCAAAGAAGGAGAUGGUAACUUCUAAACUACCCAACAGCGUCUUGGGGAAGAUCUGGAAACUUGCAGACUGUGAUGGUGAUGGGAUGUUGGAUGAUGAGGAGUUUGCAUUAGCAAAACAUCUCAUCAAGAUUAAACUGGAUGGAUAUGAACUGCCUGGCACGCUACCUUCCCACCUGGUGCCACCAUCUCACAGGAAACCUUUCCAGACAGCAGAAUGAAAAAUAGGAGAAGAAGGAGGAUUUUGGAAAUCUUUCAACAAAUGUGUUGAAACCACCAAAAUUUGAAAUUAGGCUUAGAUUGUUAAACCUCACAGCACAUUUCACGCAAGUUACUGAAAUUAGAAGCAUGGUAGCAGGGAAACAUUCGUGUAGCUGUCCCUGCUGACCUUCACUCAGGCAUGCUUAUCAAAAGUGCCUUGUAUAGCUCUAGUGUAAGGUGAAAAUGUUUCUGUAGUCCUGCUUCCAUGUCUUGCUGCCCUUACAACCAUAAAGCAGAAGAGACCAUGUAUGAAAAACACUGACCUUCACCAAACCUAAAUACUUAUCAACUGUACUGUAAGUUUCUCCAAACUAUUUUAAAUAGCGCAAGGAAGCUCCAAAUGUUAAAUUCACCUGCCUAUGCAAGGAACAUUUUCUAUACUAAAAACAUACUUCAGGCAUCGAGUGAAUGUCAGCAUCUCUGUAGCUUAAGAAAAGGCCGAUAUAAGAGGAUAUUUUAUUUUUGUUCGUUUUAUUAUUUAAUAGGGGGUUAGAAAAAGGGAGAAGAGUAAUGGGGAGAUCUUUUAAAUGCUCAGAACAUGAACAGACUUGUUUAAAAACUAAUAGCUAGAACUGCAAAAUACUAAAACGAUUCUUUCAAUCUGUCGUCAUUGUGUCUUGUUAACCGGAGAACUGCUUCUUCAGUUUUUUACAGCACUAUAUACUCAGUAUUAUCAUUAGAAGACCUGAAUCUCCUUUGUUCCUUGGAUGUGGAGUUUCUUUUGAGGCUUCAGUUGAGCUGCUCUGCAGACAAUAAAUUCCUGAAUUGUUCAAAGUGACAGCAGAAUGUUUCCAUAAGUUAAAAAAAUGAAAAGAAAUCAGGUUUCCAUUGAAAUCAGGCCUAAUGUUCUGUUCAGAAAAGAUGCGUUGCUCAAAGCCAGCCGCUUCAAAGCACAUCAAAUUGUCUUGGGAAAUUUUAAUUUUUAUUUAAUUUCUCUUUACAGGUAAUUAUACAGUUAUCUCUGUGUAUUUUUUUUACAUAUAAUAUUUUUAGAAAAGCUUUUAACUCUUUCUUUUCCCAACAUAGAGCUGACAACUGCAAAAGAGAGAUUUAAUCCCUGUGGUGGCAGAUUUGAAAGAUGGGGAGGCUAACAGGAAUCUUUACACUGACUGUAAUAAACGAUAGACUGGUCCCUCCAGAUAUUAUUCCGUUACUGAAAACAAUCCGUGGAAGGAAUGGAUGCUUAAUAAACAUUCAUUUUUCUAGCAGCACAAUCGAAGUUGAACAUAACGGCUGCUUACAGCUGAUUUUUAUCAGUACCUUAAAAGCAUAUUAAUUUUUGGCCCUGUGAACUUGAGUCUCUCAGGGAGGGCCAGUUCUUUUCUGAAAUCAAACUCGGCAGUCAGUUUUGCUCUAUGCACUUGAGCAGGAAUUGACUUGUUCCAUUAGUAGUAUGAGAUACCCUAUGCAUCAAAGGUACUGUAGCUUUGAGCACUUUUUCAUUGAGUCUCAGUAAGUGGUAGCAGUAGUGACUUCUGAGACAGAGCAAGCCAAAAAGUGUUGUAGCAUCCUUGCAGUCUGGGUGGGGAGGGAAGUGGUUUGGGUAUUGUCUCCCAGAUAAGAUUUUAGUCACACUUACAUGUUCAGAUUUGUAGGUGACCUAAGAAGAGCCUCAGCUUCUUUUUUCAAAUAGUACAUGUGUAGGUUGUUGGUUAGGUUUAAUAUUUCAGAUCUUUCCAGAUCUCUUAUCUUUCUGCUAUCUUUCUAACAUGAAAUUACCAUGAACUUUGCCAGGACUCUACCAUGGGAAAACAAUGAAGCUAUUUUAAGUAAUGACAGAAGAACACCUUUACCUUGCCAGGCUUCUGGGCCUGUAUCAGGGAUAGACUGGCGUAGUUAGGUUGUUCUUCAGGACUUGCUUGCCUUUUUUCUUUUUUUUUUUUUUAAAUUAUUAGGUUUUUCUCUUAUCAUUCAAGCGUGCUAACUUGGUUUCUGUUAGACCUAAAUUGGGAGCCAGUUUAGCCUUAGUGCAUCUCUGUGCACUUUAGUAGAGCUAUGAAACUUGACCAUGAGGCUUCCUGUGUAACUGUACAUCUGCAGAGUAACUGAUUUUCUAUGUAAUUUAUUUUUGAACAGGAGCUGUUUAAAAAAAAAAACGGCUGCAGAAGGAGUAAUGUAUGUUUGUUUGUGUGUAGUGUCUGCAGUCAGUAACAAGUUCAUAUGCAGAUGACCAGCCUUACUAGCUUAGAAAGGAAAGCCACCAGGAGAAAGCAAGCAAGCUUGUGUAUUGUGUUGGGGAAGGCCUAGAGGAUCUGGGAAAUUGCUGAUCUUCUGACUCUGUCUGCCUUACCUUGCUUAUUUAGCAGCACAGGGUUCCAGUGGUGGACCCAUGUUUGAGUUCCCACCGUGUGCAGUUUCCAGGGUUGACGUUCCAAAUGCAUUGGAGCCACAUGAUCCUAUGCUAGUAGAAAUAGCCUCCUUCAUGAGAGGAGCAGGAUAAUUUCUCUGUGAUUUGAUUGUAUUUUUCUAGCUUUAUUGGUAGUAAAAUGGAGAAAAAACACCUAUUCUUCAGUCUCUAUGACAGUGUGCUGACCUGGGCUUAGGGGAGACAAAUUGGAAUGCAUCGUUUUGAUAAGUUAGAAUAUUUUGUUUAGGUGGGGUUGAAAGGUUCUGCUUUGUUUUCCUGUAGAAUUCGGAAGGGGGAUGCACUAAGCACGUACAGGAGUAGAGGUGGAUUUUCUUUGUUUAUCUGGAGGAAUAGAAGCUUUUCCGGAUUGGUGUGAAGAGCUACAUGCAUAAAUAUAUUUCUAGAUAUGUGUGGUACAGUGCACUGGCAUCAUACUUAGUUGAUAGGUAUAAAGUACAUUUCACGUAGACUUUAAACAGCAGUUUCUUGUACAGCUAAACUGAUAUAGUAGGCUGCUGUCGCUCAGGGGAAGGAAUCUUUUGUCUCACUACCUCCUCGCAGACCUGUGGGCCUACUCCAUUUGCCUUGCUGGCUCUCUGGCUUGUCAGAUUCGGCAAGCCCGAGUUAGUUAAACCAGCCCCACACAACAGUUUGGUUAAAGUUCUGUGGAGUCAGUGAGUCCAUGUGUUAGGAGCACGAGAAGUGAGCAGGAUUACCUUCUCUCAUGGAAUUGUGCUCUGAGUACUUACUGGGAACAGCAGUAUGAGGUCAUCUUUGGUGUUCAGUUUGAUGUUACUAAUCCCUGCUGAAGAAAAACUAAGGUGUUGGAUUUUUUAGCCACUUUAGGCCUAGGAUUUUGAUUACAUUUGCUGCGAGACCAUUCAAAACUCAGUAAUUCAUCCUGUGAAAUCAGUGCCCACUAGUGUUGUCUGCUGCCAUAAACCAAAGUAAAGACUGCUGCUUUUACUUUUUCUCCAGAUAUUCUGCAGCACUGUUUUAAUUCCCAACCCUAAUUCUGUUCCCACAGAAAUGAAUUAGGAUUUUGUUGUAGGUUGGAACAGAAAAUGUGGGGCUGCUGCUCAUAACCAGACUACAGGACAGUGAGAGCCUUUUAAAGCUGUGACAGCUUUAAAAUGGUGAGUUUACAAAGAUUUUUAGGUCAGGAUGAGGUCCCAGUUCCUAGUUGGGGAUGGUAUGGAUUUGUGCGGAGCCUGGUCUCAAAGCAUCAGAAUGCAGUCCCGGACUUUCAACAACAUCAUUCAUCCGCAGUGCUUUAAAUGUGCCCUCUUUUUCUUCUCACUCCCUUCCCUUCACCAUGUCCGCUCCCUUUGGUGGCUCUCUAUAUUGUGGGAAUUCAAGCAGAGUUUGAAGCAUAUGCUUUGAUGUGAUGUGUAACUUAGCACUGAGAGAAUGAACAUGAACUUUGUCUUCUACUUCACAUGCUCACCUUUUCUAAUAUUUUUUGUUAAAUACUGUGUUUUCACAUCAAAGGCACUAUGAUUUUUGAGGGAAGGCCCGAUCUGUGUAGUGUGCUUCAGUUUGCCCAACUAGACAAACAAAGGUGUAAGUUCAUUAUUGUUGCACUUUUAUUACACAAUAAAUUCCUUGCAGAUACUGUAAUAUAUUUUAAUAUGCUUUGUAAUAAAUUUUAGAAAGUGUUGAUAAAUUUGCUGAUUUAAUAAACUAAUAUUGAACUGCCA
Molecule: messenger RNA, 5915 nt
Organism: Phalacrocorax carbo (great cormorant)
Lineage: Eukaryota; Metazoa; Chordata; Aves; Suliformes; Phalacrocoracidae
Source: RefSeq, a predicted model, not a curated record